Messenger RNA from Drosophila virilis, 846 nucleotides. Its product is annotated as venom allergen-1. The record is from RefSeq and is a predicted model, not a curated record. NCBI's taxonomy places the organism in Eukaryota, Metazoa, Arthropoda, Insecta, Diptera, Drosophilidae.
CUGGCAACAAUCGAGCCAGGCUAUCGAAAUGCGCAACAUACUAUCCAUAACAGCUGUAGCCCUACUGCUGGGCAUCGCCAGUGGCACGGACUACUGCCAAACGAGCUGUGGCAGCACCCAGAACAUUGGCUGCAACAACAGUGGGGCCUGGGGAUCGGCAUGCCCCAGCGAUAGGGCCUUGGUGGAUCUGACGACGUCCGAUCAGAACGCGAUUGUGGCCAAGCACAAUGAAUACCGCAAUUUCAUUGCCGGCGGCGGGGAUAGCAAGCUGUCGCCCGCAUGCCGCAUGGCCACCAUGCAGUGGAGCGAUGAGCUGGCCUAUCUGGCAUCCCUGAACGUCAAGAGCUGCCAGAUGAGUCACGAUGGCUGCCACAAUACGGACGACUUCAAAUGGUCCGGCCAGAAUCUGGCCUGGAUCGGCUAUUUUGAUCCGCUGAACGCAACGGCCAAUGCUAUCAGCUCCGUAACCAUGUGGUACAACGAGGUAUCAAACACCCAGCAGUCCCAAAUCGAUGCCUAUCCAUCCAACUACAACGGACCUACUAUUGGCCAUUUCACCGUUAUGGUCGCCGAUCGCAAUACGCACGUGGGCUGCGCCGCAUCUACCUAUUCGGUUUCGGGUCAGUCCUACAAGGCCUUCCUCAUGGCCUGCAACUAUGCCGCCACCAAUGUGAUUGGCGUCAAGAUGUACAGCUCGUGCACGGUCCCGGCCAGCAAGUGCACCACGGGAGUCAAUCCCAGCUACAAGUUCCUGUGCAGCACCAACGAAGUCUACGAUGUCAACAACCUGAACUACUGAGGCUCACGUAACAUUGUUAUGAAAUAAACUUAAUGCAUACAAAAGAA